Messenger RNA from Dendrobium catenatum, 1795 nucleotides. Its product is annotated as AAA-ATPase At3g50940-like. Bases 132 to 1556 code for a protein of 474 amino acids. The transcript is spliced from 2 exons. Gene Ontology annotation, molecular function: ATP binding; ATP hydrolysis activity. The record is from RefSeq and is a predicted model, not a curated record. Lineage: Eukaryota; Viridiplantae; Streptophyta; Magnoliopsida; Asparagales; Orchidaceae.
AAACUGAGCCAGGUCUGGAAAAUUUGACGAUUUGAGCCAAAAAUCAACAGCCAAGCUGGCAAAUAUUUGAGAGAACCAUUGAAAGAAGAAGUAGAAGAAAGUGGAACUCUCCUCCAAUAUCCAAUUCCUCCAUGGAUUCACAAAGCCAAGCCAUAGAAUUCACCAAGAAGUAUUUCACCACAAUUGCCUCCAUCACAGCCUCAACAAUGCUUGCUCGAACCCUCAUCAAUGAAUUCCUCCCCAGUGAAUUGCGCAGCUUGGUUUCCUCGAGCAAGGCAAAACUCUUCAGCCGAUUCUCUACAGAGCAUACCAUCAUCAUCCAACAAACGGAAGGGCUAACUCCCAAUGAACUCUAUGAUGCAGCCAGUACCUAUCUACGCACCAAGAUCUCCCUGCGUAUGAAGCGGCUAAGGGCGAGCAAGAGCGAGGACAACAACAACAUUAUCGUCUCCCUCGACGACGGCGAAGGGCUCGCAGACAUCUUCCAAGGCGCGGAGUACAAGUGGAAGCUCGUCAGCGAAGAGAAAGAGUCCCCUCGCGGUGGAGCAAUCAAAGUCAAAUGGUAUGAGCUCAGCUUCCACAAUAAGUACAAGGAAAUAACACUGAACGCCUAUUUUCCUCACAUUCUGGAGAGAUCUAAGGACAUCAAGGCCGCUGACAAACGGUUGAAGCUUUAUAUGAAUCAGUAUGACAGUUGGAGUUGCAUUGAUCUGAACCACCCUGCAACAUUGGAGACGCUGGCAUUGGAGCCAGAGCUGAAACAGACAAUCAUUGAGGACUUGGCGAGAUUUGUCAAGCGAAAGCAGUACUAUAAAAAAAUUGGGAAGGCCUGGAAGCGUGGAUAUCUGCUCUUUGGUCCUCCAGGAACUGGCAAAUCGAGCUUGGUCGCCGCCAUUGCUAAUUACCUCAGGUUUGACAUCUACGACUUGGAUCUAAAGGAGGUUACCUCGAACACUAGACUAAAAAGGCUGUUAGUAGCCAUGAAAAACAAAUCAGUAUUAGUGAUUGAGGACAUCGACUGCUCCAUUGAUCUGCAAAACAGAGAUGAAGAGGGUGAGGAUAAAAAGAAGCCUAGCAAGGAUGAUGUAACACUCUCAGGGCUGUUAAAUUUCAUUGACGGAUUAUGGUCGACGAGCGGGGAGGAGAGAAUCAUCGUACUCACUACCAACUACAAGGAUCGGCUUGAUCCAGCACUGCUGAGACCUGGUAGAAUGGACAUGCACAUCCAGAUGGGUUACUGUGGCCCAAACAGUUUCAAGGUGCUGGCUUCUAACUACCAUGAUAUUGAUGAGCACCCUCUGUUUGAGGAGAUUGAAGAGUUGUUGAAGGAGGUGCAAGUGACUCCUGCUGAAGUAGCAGAGGAGCUGCUUAGAAGUGAUGAUGUAGAUAUCUGUUUAGGUUGUCUUAUCCAACUCUUAAACAGGAAAAAAGAGGAAGUACAAGGAAACGAAGAAAGUGCAGAAGAUUCUCAAGAUAACAAAGAGAAAGAUGGAGAUGACAAGCAAAUAGAUGAAGAGAAGCAGCAGGUGGGAGCUAAAACUGUGGUAAGCGACUAGGAAGCUAAUGUGACUAUUCUUAGCGGUGCUCUUCAGAACUACGUGAGCAGAUUGUGGUCAGCCAAAGUUGUUGUAUCAGAAUAGGUAAUCAACCAAAAAUUUUUAGCUUAAUUUUGAUCGGCCACUUUUCUUGACGAGUUGAGAGCCUAAGAAGCAUUUGUAGAUCUUUAAAAUGAUUGUAUGAUUGAGGUGUGAUUAUUCCUUUCCCCGUGAAAGAAGUUGCAGAUUCGAUUGUGAUA